Ectocarpus siliculosus is the source of this 360-nucleotide messenger RNA. NCBI's taxonomy places the organism in Eukaryota, Phaeophyceae, Ectocarpales, Ectocarpaceae. The record is from the annotation of a GenBank genome assembly.
AUGAACCUCUUGGAUAAGAUGGAGAUGAACCUUGACACCUUCCAGACCGACAAGGUUAACACGCGGUUCGACUUCCCCGCCCGACUGAACCUAGAGCCCUUCGUCAAAGACGACUUGGCUUGGCGACGCGGGCCGGAGGACGCUAAGGUCUACGAUAAGACGAUGGAACAAGUGUGGACUCGCCGAGUGGCUUGGUCGUUCCGGUACCCCGGAACGUCGAGGGCAUGGGCUUGGGUCGGGAGCUCCGGCUUGGCGAGACCGCGGAGGUUGCCGGCGCCGCGGCAGAAGGGCGGGCUAUUGAGUCCGGGGCCGUUAUCGCCGGCCUUCGGGACGAGGCGGUUGGGCUGGGAGUUCGGCUGA